GUGUCGUCGACGUUGCUGUAGUUCCGGGUGCAUGCGCGCGAGAGUCGAACUUCCGGUAGGGAAGACGGACGGAAACCUUGAAAUCGCGUCAUCUUUUGAGAUAAAGAUUUGUGUGUUCACCUGAGCAGGCAUAUGGAGCGUCUUGUCGGUGGUGCAGGGCCCUUGGUUCUGGGUAGUGUCGGGCUAUGGGUGAUGUAUUAUCUCAUGCAGAGACUCCGCCUCAAAAACAGACUUCAGGAUAGUGUGGUUGUCAUCACUGGAGCAAGUUCUGGACUGGGGAAAGAGUGUGCACAUGUCUUCCAUGCCGCUGGGGCACGUCUUAUUUUGUGUGGAAGGAACCAAACAAGACUUCAGGAGCUUGCUCAGGAACUUGGAGAGCCAACAGAUGGCAACAGACAGACGUACACUCCCCGCACUGUCACCUUUGACCUCUCCAACACGGAGACAGUUGCUGCAGCGGGAGAAGAGAUUCUGAAGUGCUACGGUCAUGUGGAUGUCCUCAUUAACAAUGCUGGUAUCAGUUACCGUGGCAGCAUUAUAGACACCCAUGUCUCUGUUCAGCGGGAUGUCAUGGAGACCAAUUUUUUUGGCCCAGUUGCCCUGACCCAGGCCAUUCUUCCCUCAAUGGUUCAGAGGCGGAGUGGACACGUUGUGGCCAUUAGCAGUGUCCAGGGGAGAAUCGCCAUUCCUUACAGAUCAGCCUACGCUGCGUCCAAACAUGCCACACAGGCAUACUUUGACUGCCUUAGGGCGGAAGUGGAGAGAUUUGGACUGCAGGUGACAGUGAUCAGCCCCGGGUACAUCAGAACCAAUCUGUCAUUCAAUGCCGUCACUGGAGAUGGAUCACAAUAUGGGGUUAUGGAUAAAACAACUGCAACAGGACGUGACCCAGUGGAGGUAGCCCAUAGUGUUCUGAGGGCUGUCAAUCAAAGACAGAAAGAUGUUCUGUUGGCUGGUCCACUGCCCACUGUGGCUGUGUACAUCCGCACCCUUUGGCCCGCCCUCUUCUUCAAACUGAUGGCAUCCAGAGCCCGCAAAGAACAGAGAUUAAAAGAGGAGUGAAGGAGAAGACUAAAACAAAAAGAGGAAAAAGAGACAGAAAGAGAUCCAGCUGAGAGAGAAUAGAGACGGAAGAAAAUGGUUAGCAAAGGACGGAAGGGAAUGGACAUCCUGUUUUUCUUUCCUGUUGCUUUGUCUGAAUGUAAAGUGAUUGGGCCUGUGGGUCAGCCUAAGCUGACAACAUGGACCAAUGCAGUAAUAGUCCUCUGCUGCUCCAGCUUUGUGCUGAUUUGUUGUUGAGUACUUUCUCUAUUCUAGUAUGACAGGUUAAUGACUUAAUAAGUGCUGUUAAUCCUUUGUGAAAACAGACAAGGUAGUGAAGUUCACAACAAAGUUACUGGACAAUGCCUAGUGUAUGUGGUCCAGAAAUAUGAAUAAAAAAAUGACGGAUUGGUGUAAAGUUAUUGUUCAUCACUAGUUUUUAUUAAUAUUGACAUGGGAAAAUAACAGCAACCGUUUUGGUAUGGGGGUGCUGGGAAAUGGCUUUGAGAAAAAUAUUUAUGUUAGAAACUCAAAACCCAACCAUCUUGUACAAAUAAACAGGGUUUUAGAAAAUACUUUUUUUUCAUGAAGUUGGACCAUGUUGAAUUGUUGCUUCUGCAAAAUAACUUUUUGAAUGAACAUGCAUUUGAAUGCAUGUAAGAUAAAAUAAAAACUACAAGCUUUA
Messenger RNA from Clupea harengus (Atlantic herring), 1726 nucleotides. RefSeq names its product dehydrogenase/reductase 7B (gene dhrs7b). NCBI's taxonomy places the organism in Eukaryota, Metazoa, Chordata, Actinopteri, Clupeiformes, Clupeidae. Gene Ontology annotation, molecular function: oxidoreductase activity. Gene Ontology annotation, cellular component: membrane. The record is from RefSeq and is a predicted model, not a curated record.